This is a messenger RNA of Indicator indicator, 471 nucleotides long. It is a transcript of the gene PPP1R14C, whose product is annotated as protein phosphatase 1 regulatory inhibitor subunit 14C. The coding region runs from base 1 to 471 and encodes 156 amino acids. The transcript is spliced from 4 exons. Gene Ontology annotation, molecular function: protein serine/threonine phosphatase inhibitor activity. The record is from RefSeq and is a predicted model, not a curated record. NCBI's taxonomy places the organism in Eukaryota, Metazoa, Chordata, Aves, Piciformes, Indicatoridae. Gene Ontology annotation, cellular component: cytoplasm. Gene Ontology annotation, biological process: regulation of phosphorylation.
AUGUCGGUGGCGACCGGGGGCAGCGAGACGGCGGCAGCAGGCGGCGGCGGCGGGAACCGUGUUUUCUUUCAGAGCCCCCGCGGCGGCGGGAGCGGCGGCUCCUCCGGUGGUGCCUCCCGGGAGGACUCAGUGUCGGCGCCGGCGGCGGUGGUGCAGGUGCAGCAGCGACGCCACCAGCAGGGGAAAGUGACGGUGAAAUACGAUCGGAAGGAGCUGAGGAAGCGGUUGGUGCUGGAGGAGUGGAUCGUGGAGCAGCUGGGGCAGCUCUACGGCUGCGAGGAAGAAGAGAUGCCAGAUGUAGAAAUUGACAUCGAUGACCUUCUUGAUGCAGCCAAUGAAGAGGAGAGAGCUCUCAAAUUACAGGAAACUCUUGUAGAUUGCUACAAACCAACAGAGGAAUUUAUCAAAGAGCUGCUAACUCGGAUAAGAGGAAUGAGGAAACUCAGCCCCCCUCAAAAGAAGAGUAUAUAA